AUGUUCUUCUCGCCAGAGCUCCUGGAGCGCAGAGACAGCGGGUAUGGUCUCCUCUGGCUGGCGGCGACCCUCGGAGCCAAGUCGUCUUUCAGGAAGCUGCCCAAGCGUUCCGUCUUGACUGCCGACAUCUCGCAACUAUGUGACCUCAUAGCAGAGCCCGCAGAGCCACUCGCGCUCCGUCUGUCGAGUAAUCUCAUGAUCGGUGUUGCUCGCGUCUACAAAGUCAAGCAGGAAAUAUUUUAUACAGACGUAACGACAUGCUUCAAUGCGCUCAAGAAGGCUGUGCAAGAUCUGAGCACCAUGUCUGCAAGCGCGGCGCAACUACAAAUGGGUCAACCCGCUAUGCGCGCCGAAGCUCUAACCCUGACGGCGGAUCCCGGUGCUGCAUUUGGAAUGGAUUUCGACAGCAUUUUCGUUGUGGGCUGGGAGGGAUCGACGCAGCAAGCUCGGGAGGAAGCAGGCAACGAAGACGACGACGACGCGGACUUUGACCCCAGGUUCAAGAAGCCCAAACCGAAGGGGAAGGGGAAACAGAAGGACGCUCCCUCAUCUGUGAUCAUGGAGCACGGCCGUGGACUGCACACACUCGAUGAACACCACAGCCAUCUUCUCGCUGACUCGUUCGGUGGUUCGAUUGGAGGGAGUGCGCUGGGCGGCGCGGGUCCAUCCUCGUCACAGUUCGAUAUGGGCUUUGGACUCGGCUUCGACGACAAUGUGUUCGCUCUCCCGGAGGGUGCCGGGGACGCUGACAUCGGCGACGAGCUGGCGCGCGAGCUCGGCGAGGGUUGGGGCGCUUCAGCGCUCCAGGGAGCUCAAGAACCAAACCCUUUUGACCUCGCUCAGGAUGAGGACAUCUUUGGUCUGGGUGGAAAUGCGGGCGAAGACUUUAGGUUUGACGCACAGGACGCGGGGAUGCACCCUCCGGACGGCGCUACUUCGCCCGGCUUCCAUGACAGGGGAAGUCUUCCUCCUGCGGGCACGGUGAUCGUCCCCCUUGCACCCUUCAGCCCUCAUGGAUCCGACGGCCUUGCUGAAGCUGCGCAAAUCGAUCUCGCCGGACAACCGGUUGUCCGUAAGGCUAAGCGUGUUAGACUGUUGCUUGAUGCUAGGACGGAGCUUACGGACGAUGAGCUGAAGAUGGCUCGGGCGAACUACGUGCAGGAACAGGAACAUCUCAAGCGCGAGGCCGCCCAGAAGAAGCUCGAGAAAGACAAUAGCAAGCUCAUUGAAGAGAUGAUUUACGGCGCACCGAAGGGCGUGGAAGCCCCUGUGCUCAUAGACUUCUGGCUCGAGAACUUCAGACUGCAGGUCGGAGCACGUUCGGGAGAACUGCGCCUGGAUGUGCAGGGGGAGCCACCAAUGAAACGGCGUAGAAUCUCGGACGCAGGACCCACAGGCGAAUACGAGGGGGAGGGCCGCUUGGACGAUCUCCCCAUGGACGUCGACCAAGACAUGGGGUAUCGCAUGGGAGGGGACUUCGCUGACUACCAAAAUCCCGCGGACGAUCUUAAUUUCGAUUCUCGUAUGCGGUCGUCUGAGGAACCUGGUCAAGCGCGUCGCGGUUCCCGCCCGCCUUCCGCCCUGGGCUUGGGCUUCGACUUCGACCUCCGCCCGACGCAAGACAACGUCUCCGCAUCUCAGCGCAGCGCCUUCUUCCCAUGGGACCAUGCCGGGGCGAGUUCCUCCGUCGCCGGCGCGCCAUUCGACUUCGACGGCAGCGAUGGGUUCAGCGCUUUGCGUCCCGCCAGCAAGAGGGGCGUCUCGGUUGGGAGCAGACGCGACAGUCUAAUGCUGCCUGGCGGCGGCAUGAGUGUCCCUCCGUCUCCGGCUGAUCUGGGCUUGAGAAACUCGCUGGCCGGUGGAGAGGAUUUCCAAUUCAACGUGCCCGAAGAGGAGGUCAUCGAAGAGUCUCAACAGUCGAAUAUCCUGACCCUCGAGCGCAACUCGUUCAAUUUCUUAGAAUACGCGAAGGUCCAACUCAGUGCUUACCCUUCCGCGACUUCCGAAGUCCAGUUCGACGAUAUUGUCCCGAAAGCCACCAGUACGCGCCGUGUGGCUGCCGCUGCCUUCUACCACUGCCUGGUGCUCUCGACCAAGAAUUUGAUGAAUGUCAGGCAGGACAAGCCGUACGGAGCGCUGAACAUUCGGGUGAAGUGA
Messenger RNA from Trametes versicolor FP-101664 SS1, 2157 nucleotides. RefSeq lists its product as uncharacterized. Gene Ontology annotation, cellular component: synaptonemal complex; cohesin complex. The transcript is spliced from 17 exons. Gene Ontology annotation, biological process: mitotic sister chromatid cohesion; replication-born double-strand break repair via sister chromatid exchange; synaptonemal complex assembly. NCBI's taxonomy places the organism in Eukaryota, Fungi, Basidiomycota, Agaricomycetes, Polyporales, Polyporaceae. Bases 1 to 2157 code for a protein of 718 amino acids. The record is from RefSeq and is a predicted model, not a curated record. Gene Ontology annotation, molecular function: protein binding; chromatin binding.